Messenger RNA from Salvelinus sp. IW2-2015, 1364 nucleotides. RefSeq names its product low density lipoprotein receptor adapter protein 1-B. Lineage: Eukaryota; Metazoa; Chordata; Actinopteri; Salmoniformes; Salmonidae. The record is from RefSeq and is a predicted model, not a curated record.
GUGGGGAUUCCCGUUCGGUUGAUUAGCAGAUAUAGCGCCGCACACCGGGUCCCAAUUCAACUCAUCCCAAAGACUAAGAAGUCAACUACAGUCUUUGGAGCUCUGUGGUCUACAAACUUGUUUUGUCAAGUUUUCUUGUCCUAAAGUCGGUGAUGGAUGCCUUACGGUCGGCUGGAAGAGCUAUCAUCCGAAGUCCAAGUAUCGCGAAACGGUCUUGGAAUUCGGGCAAACAUAAAAAACUUCCUGAGAACUGGACCGACACGAGGGAGACUGUUGUAGAUGGCAUGACCUUUAACCUCCGCCACCUAGGCAUGACCCUGGUGGACCAGGCCAAAGGAGAGGACCUAUCAGCAGCUGCUGUCAAGAGGAUCGUUGCCACGGCCAAAGCGGGAGGUAAGAAGCCUCAGAAAGUGUCUCUGAGGGUUUCUCCUCAGGGUAUAAUGCUCUACGAUAGUCUGACCAACCAGCUGCUAGACAACAUCUCCAUAUACAGGAUAUCCUACUGCACGGCGGACAAGCUGCACUACAAGGUGUUUGCCUACAUUUCCCAGAACGCCCUCAACGGAACACUGGAGUGCCACGCCUACCUCUGCUCCAAGAGGAAAGUGGCCCAGGCAGUGACUCUGACUGUYGCACAGGCCUUUAGAGUGGCCUUUGAGUUGUGGCAGGUUGCCAAAGAAGAGAACAGGGUGAAGUCCGGCUCGGAUGGAGAAGCAACCGGCAUCUCCCAAUUAGAAGGAUCCAACAGCCUGGCAUGUCUGAAAGGAGAAGAUGUUGCCACGGGUAACCUGCUGGACCUGGAGGAACGGACUCAUGUUGCCGUGGUUCUGGAAACCAAUGGCAACGAGGAAACCAAUGGCAACGAGGAGUUCCAGGUGGACGACCACACCGAGAACAUAGAUAACAACAACACUGUCUGGGAAAUCGAGGAAGACUUGGAUGAGGCUUUUUCUAGACUGGCGGUGUCCCGUACUAACCCCCACGUCCUGGACGUUGGGGUGACCCCCCAGGAUUGGCUGACAGAACCUGACUGUGCCAAUGGGAACACAUGCAACCAGAACACCACCAAUGGAGAUGACUUCUUCCUUGUCUUCUGAUUGGCUACCGGAGGGCGACCGAGAAGCACAUCCUUCGGCUCUUUGGCCCAAUCCCAAAUCAACCCCUAGGCCCUACGCUGGAGCUACAGUAUACCAUAUUUGUGUCCUCUCAGGUCUGCACAAGUGCAUCGGUCUAGGGCUUGAGAUGGGGCCCAUAGAGUUGACUUUGGCUCCAUUCCAAACCGAUCCCUUGCCUCUGUCCUUAUUUCCUAGUUGACUCCCUCCCCCUUAUAGAUCUGAAAGGACUGCAUAGGUUGAGAGCUUUUU